Molecule: messenger RNA, 537 nt
Organism: Colletotrichum godetiae
Lineage: Eukaryota; Fungi; Ascomycota; Sordariomycetes; Glomerellales; Glomerellaceae
Exons: 1
Coding region: 109-435 (108 amino acids)
Source: RefSeq, a predicted model, not a curated record
AGCUCGGCCAAAAAACGCCAUCGAGCUUGCGGUUCGUUGCUAGUUAGGUAGUACAAGCCCAGCCAGCCCGCCAGCCGUCGAUACACGCCACACUGCAGUUAGGAGACCAUGGAGACUGGAGAGGAAGAGCCACUCCGUUUGUUCAACAGACCACUUCAAUCCAGUCCUAGCCAAAAUGGAAUUCUGUUUACUCGAAUUCACCCAUUCAACCCCCCAACACCAUCGCUCGGUCCCCCGGGUUCCAACGGUGCCUCCAACCUCGAACUUGGAGCCUCUUAUCUCUGCCCAUUAGAAACACGUCCUCCCGACUCCGUCACCGCCGGCCGCUCAGAUCUCCCUUCCCUCCUUUUCCUUGAUCCUGAUUACCCGUCACCCCGCGAUUCUUUCCGAUCAGAUUCGCGCGCCCGGACAAGCGGGCGUUCUUUGGAGGGGUGACCUGCCAGCCAGCCGGCCAGCUUACCCCACCAUCGCAUUCCCCCCCCAUCCGAGACAUCCACAGAACCACAUCAAGUUCACUGGGUCGGUGAGGUGUGACAA